Molecule: messenger RNA, 2091 nt
Organism: Naegleria fowleri
Lineage: Eukaryota; Heterolobosea; Eutetramitea; Acrasida; Naegleriidae
Exons: 4
Coding region: 1-2091 (696 amino acids)
Biological process (GO): receptor guanylyl cyclase signaling pathway; intracellular signal transduction; cGMP biosynthetic process
Molecular function (GO): peptide receptor activity; guanylate cyclase activity
Source: RefSeq, a predicted model, not a curated record
AUGCCCACUCAUCCUUUGGUAGACUCUCUUCACUCCAAGGGGAAGGAUGCUGAUUAUCAUGAAGAAGAAGAAUACGUUGAUCCAGAUGAAGAGCUGGAUGCUUCGAAAAUUAAGGAGAAACAAGAAGCCAUCAAGAGAAUGCUUAUUCUGGCUAAAAUGGCUCAAAAGUAUAACCUUGACGACGAACAAUUGUUUGAUGAUGACGGUGAAUAUGACGACAAUGACACAACAGCCACUAUGGCUGGCUCCAUUCAAGCCGAGCGCUUAAACAGUACACAACCACGACAUCCUAAACUGAGCGAAAUGAAUUCUAGCCAACAAUUGGGAGGAUCAACUUAUUCAGUAGAGUCAUCCUCGCAAAAGAUGACUCCAUCACAACAACAGCACAACCUCAGCUCUUCCAACAUAAGCGAUUCAAGCCAGAGGAAACGAGGCAUCAGUAGGCGACUUGCAAGUACAAUGGCCUCACGUAACAAAUUGCUGGACUCCGCUAACUUUGAUACUAUGAGCACAGGAAGUGAUGACAUGUCGGACACACAAAGCCAAAUCAUCUCCGAUGGUGCUACUACAUCAGGAGUUCUUGUAACUCAUCAAAAAGAUUUCAUUCAACUGAAUAAUCUCAUGGCUCAAUUCAUGAUGUGUGGUUUUCCGGUUAUUAUUUUUGACAAUUUUGCAACUGUUGUAUUCCUUAAUAAGGAAGCUGAAGAUUUAUUCGGAGUCUAUUCGUUUUCAGUUCUUGGAGAGCAUGUAGGUGAUCUGUUCUUGGAAGACUCUGUUUGUGAGAUUCAUAACUUAAUAGAGAUGUAUACUGGAAGAAAUGUUAGUCAUUCAUCAUCAACAACCUCUUUUACAAGCAAACAUUUUUCUCCUGAAGACUUGAAAAAGAAAAAAGAGUCCUUGAUGAAAAUCAGAAUACUGAGGGCAAAAUCUACUACUCUCAAAACCUUUUUUUCUGUGAGGUGUCGUUUCACCUGCAUUAACAAAUUGGGAGCUGAGCAUUUUGUAGCUUACAUGGAAGUGAUGAAAGAAUCCGCAGAAGAAAAGAAGGAAAUGGCAAUGAGACAAGUCUAUGAGGCGAUUACAGAGCUCUCUGUUAUUCCCAUUGUUUCAAUCUCCCAAGUGGGUAUUAUUCAAACAUUCAAUGGUGCAUGUUCACAAACAUUUGGCUAUCAGAAGAAGGAAGCCAUCGGAAAAAACGUAAAAAUGUUAUGCAACGAUAAGGACAGAGCAAAACACGACUACUAUCUAUCGAGAUACCAGAAAACUGGAGAAAAAAGAGUUGUCGACAAGACGCGUCUUCUCAAAGCUAAAACUAAGAAAGGAAAAGUAAUACGAAUAGAAUUGAGAGUUUCUGAGGUAGUGGACCCUAAUUCUGGUACAACCACAUUUGUAGGAUUUAUCAGAGAUUUAAAAAAUAUGCUAACCAAAGAAGAACAGUUGACAAUGUUAGCAGACAAAAUAUUUCCUAAAAACGUGGCUCAACGCAUCAGUCUGGGAGAGAAAGUUAUAGAUGUGUUUGAUUUAUGCAGUGUGUUGUUUUGUGAUAUUGUCGGUUUUACGAAAAUGUCACAUGGAAAAAGGCCAGAAGAGGUGGUGAGCAUGCUUCAUGAAAUAUUUGGCAGUUUCGAUGAUGUGUGCACUGCUUUCCAAUUGGAAAAAAUUAAAACUAUUGGUGACUGCUAUUUUUUAGCAAGUGGAAUUCCAAAAUAUGAUCCAGAACAUGCAGACAAGGUUGUCAAGGGAGGUCUAGCCAUGAUAAGGGUCAUUCAACAUUUUUGUAAAAAACAUGAGCCCCUAGAUCUUCAAGUAAGAAUUGGAAUACACAGCAGUGGCGACAUUAUUGCAGGAGUCGUUGGAAGAACAAAACAGACUUACGAUUUAUUUGGCAAGGGAGUUGAGAUAGCUCAGCUAAUAGAAGCAACAGGUAAAACCAAUCAAAUUCACAUCACAGACACUUGCUAUUCUGAAUUACAAUCUGAAAAGCUUAAAAGUUUAUUCUCGGAAAAUUACGCCCAAAAUACAGAAUUGAACCUAGAGAAAAUUGGUACUGUUGUAAUUCCUGAAAAAACUUGGAUUACAGAGCUGCAGUAA